GGGCCGCUCACAAGGCAGCGGGAGGAUGGGUCGGAAAUGACGCAGGAGGAAGUUCCGUCCCGUUUGAAAGCGCCUGGCCAAGUUGCCGGUGGCGUUUUCCCGCCGCCCAGGCCGACAUGGCCACCUUCGCCAUGGAGCCGCCGCCCACAGGAGCUGAGCCAAUGACUCUUGGCUCCCCAACAUCUCCGAAACCUGGAGCUAGUGCUCAGUUUCUUCCUGGAUUCUUGAUGGGUGAUUUACCCGCGCCAAUGACUCCACAACCACGUGCUCUAAGUGGCCCUUCAGUUGGUGUAAUGGAAAUGAGGUCUCCACUACUUGCAGGAGGAUCUCCCCCACAACCAGUAGUCCCUACCCACAAAGAUAAAAGCGGUGCUCCACCAGUUAGAAGCAUAUAUGAUGAAUUAUCUAGUCCUGGACUUGGAUCAACACCUUUAACCUCAAGAAGACCUGCCAGCUUUUCUCUAACACAGAGUCCGUUGGUUGGAACUAUACCAUCAACUCCUGGAACAGUUUCAAGUAUGUUCAGUCCUGCAAGUAUUGGGCAGCCUAGGAAGACUACUCUGUCUCCUGCUCAGCUAGAUCCUUUCUAUACUCAGGGUGAUUCCCUGACUUCAGAAGAUCAACUUGAUGACACAUGGGUAACUGUAUUUGGAUUUCCUCAAGCGUCAGCUUCGUAUAUUCUUCUACAGUUUGCUCAGUAUGGAAACAUACUAAAACACGUGAUGUCCAACACAGGAAACUGGAUGCAUAUUCGGUAUCAGUCUAAGCUUCAAGCCCGGAAAGCCUUAAGCAAAGAUGGAAGAAUUUUUGGUGAAUCUAUCAUGAUUGGUGUCAAGCCAUGUAUAGAUAAAAGUGUGAUGGAAAACUUUGAAAGAAGCUCUACAUCCUCGGUGUCUUCAGUUUUCAGUCCGCCUGCAAAAUCUAUCGGCACGCCAGUACAACAUGCAAAUAGUACUACAAGGAUUGCUACAAUGAGACCCCUUGCAACGGCAUAUAAAGCUUCUACUAGUGACUAUCAGGUGGUUUCUGACAGGCAAACUCCUAGGAAAGAUGAAAGUAUUGUAUCUAAAGCAAUGGAGUAUGUGUUUGGCUGGUAGUACACUAGAAGGAACACACUAAGUUGGUCAGCGUUUGAAAUGUGCUACUGGCAUCUGUGGUUAGUUCUAUAACUACGGGUGACUAACUUACAACUCACCUGUUAUGCCUUCAGUUAAUUCAGCAGACGUGUAGCUUGCACUUUAAACGAUGGCAGUGUACACACGGUUUCAAAAACUAAGUGUAAAUAUAAGUGCUUUGUCCCCAUUUGUGUUCUGGUUGCAUGAUUGUAGAAAAAAAUAUCAGCACUGACUUUUCCUCUAAUUAAUUUCUGCGACUUAGUUCCCAGGAAGUUGGAAAUGUUUAAAAUGACAGCUUUAUUACUGAUGCCUUUUUUUUUUUUCUGGAAAGGUAAUAGGUUACUUGCAGGAAGAACACUACGCACAGCUGGUUCCCAGGGACAAGGACUGUUCUUAGUUUAUGUGACUUUCAUUUUUUGAUUUGCAUUCAUUGCUGUUCUAUAAUUAUCAUCUGUUCUAAGUGUCACAGCAACCUUUUAACUCUUUGUUUUAAUAAUAAAGCUAAAUAAAGUUAAAUUUUUCAUAGAUAUUUUUUAAAACAAGUUCCUGUUAACUACUUGCAGUACUCAUAACUGUUAGGUAUGAUGCUGCCUAAUGUUUACUGAAGCUGAGCAGAUGCUGCUGACUUUUACUGAAGUAGUGCCAAUCAGUGUUUCAACUAGCUAACGUUUAACUGUCAUCUCCAUGGAUAUUCUACAGCAGUGUGCACUUAACAGGUAACAAAUUGGAGUGUCCCAAGCUAUAAAAUUGAAAUAGUUGAAUAGAAAAACGCAAUAUGUCAGUGACCAGAGCUGCUUUCAUUUCAAAACUCUUCUAAGAAAUAUUCUUCAAGGUAUUGACUGAAUUAUGAUUUCAAAGUAAAAAAAAUGAACUUUUCUCCCUUGACAUUUUCUUGUGAAGGUGAGCCUCUCAAGUAAUCAUGUAUGUCAUAUAAGCUCAUAGCCUUUAAGACAAAGGUCUCUUUUAUGUGGUAAGACAGCCAUUUUUUUCUCCAAUGUUUGGAGAAACUGCAUGCAACUACUAUUUUUUAAUUUUGUGGCUGUGUUAGUGUGGAUCAACAUCAUUUCAGUUUGGAUCAAUAGCAUGUGGGUCAGGUGAGUAUCUAGUGAUACCCAUUUCCAUGCUGUGCCUCACACUGCAAUGUGGUUUUCAACUGCACCUCUGAUGAAAUUAGAUUGAAAGAUGAGCCCAGGAGCAUGCCUAACUUCUCUCAGAUGCUAAUGGGCAUCUAAUUUACAGAAUUAAGCUAGAGGCAGUCCUGAGUAAAAUCCCAGAAGCACAUAAUGAAAAGUCAAGUUUCCAGCUCAGGGCACUUUGUGCUUCAUUGUGUGCUUUAGAAGUUUGUGCAUGCAGAUUUAGAGAUUUUUGAGAUGAAUUUUACUGUAUUUGUGGGCUGAUGCUUUGGGGAUAUUGGUUGCUACUGAGCCACUUGCCUUUGAUCCAAGGGAGCUGCUCAAACUUACUUUUCACCAUACAUUCAGAUAUUAAUUAUCCGUCAUGCAGAUAACUUCAGAAAGGAAAUAGGUAUUUCAACUAAAUUCUUGUUUUGCUAGUUGCUUUACAAAAUACAUUCUGGUGUGCUUCAGAGUUGUAGUGAUGUGUGUAAGAUUUACUUCACUGAAGUGAUCAAUUAGUUUGAACUCAGAUCAAGUAAGUCCAAAGCUAAAUACAUAAGAGCUAAAAUCAGUAGUUUGGCUGACCUAUUUUUCCAAUAAGUACUAGAUAUAAUUUGUGGUAAGGGUUUUUUUUUUGUUUUGCUUUGCCUUGGUUUUUUCCCUGGUUGCUUACCUCUGUCUCUUGUUUCUCUUAGCUUAGGGGAUAAUUUUACUAAUAAGUUGUUGCAGCUUCCUGUAGAGUAAAAGCUCUUGGGAGUAGCUGAUGAAUGCUUUGCUCUGAAGGUAUUAAAUAGGAGGAGAAGAAAGUUUAGAACAUAAAAAUCUCUAUAUUUCUGGACAGUAUCCUUAAGAAAUGAUCUGCAUAUAGAUUCUGCUGGUCAAGAUUGCUGGUAAAGCUUAAUAUGUUUUUUUAGUAGUGAGCAUAAUUAAACCCUGGUAUGGGUGAUUUGGGCUUACACGACAUGAGAGUCCCACACUGCACAAACUACUGCAUGGCUUUGUUGCGAUGUUAAUUGGAGGAGUGUACAGGGGCUGUGUGUGAAAGGGUAGAUGAUGUUGAGAAGUACAUGUGUGAAGAAUCUAUGAAACACUAGGAAAGUCUUACUGUUUCAAAGCUAGCUACAACUGUAAGGUAGCAUUGCAUUUAAAAAUCCAACUCUUCCAGUUAUAUAUCUGCUGCUUUGUAGUAAGGAAGGAUUCUCUUUUAGCUGUAGCUAGGUGUGAUUUACACUAGAACCAAAGCUAUAGACUUCAACUAGUGAUGUAUAACAUACUCUUGAAACUCAGAUCUGGUUUCAGUUGUGUGAGGUUUCUUGUAAGAUCGUACUAGGACUCAUGAGAGUAUGCCUUGAGUUUAAAAUAACUCAUGAGUACUUAUUUUCUGUUGUCUGCCUCCAUCACAAACAUGUUACUCAGGAAUCUAAUUCACUUCUCUUAGUAUGCAGAGCUGAGCAGUUUUAUAUUCCAGAAGGUUUUGUUGUAUUGCUUCAGUGGUAAUUUAACUACAGUUUUAGUAGAUUUUUUAAUUUUUUUUUUUUUAUAAAAACUUAGUAUAACUUGGAGAUAGUGCUUAUUUUUGUCCUUUUCUCUUCCACCUUAUUAGGUUGCUAAUAACUUCAAAAGUGAGUGACAUUUAUUUGGGUAAUCCAUGUACAGUAACAUAAAGAUCAAAUGUUACAGUACAUCACAUCUGCCUUUUACUUCAAGUCAUAGGCAUCUACCUCCACCGUGUGGCCAUUCUGAAGAACUUUAAUGAGAGAUUUAGCUGAUAUUGAAUGGCAUUAUGGUGUCUUUUUUAUACUUUAGUUAGCAAGUGGAUAAACAGUACCGUUGGAAAGUACCAAUGCUCAAAUAUCUCUUAGUAGAAGUGUUAUAAUAAAAAAAGAAAGAGCAAAGGUGAAUAUAUUAAAGAUACUAAUUUGUGAGUAAUUCAGACUUCUAAAUCUUGUUUAAAUGAAACAGUUAAACAUUAUUUAAAAUUGAUCAAAUGAUAUUUUAGCAGAAUAUACUACAAUACCCACCUUUUUACCUGAUAGUCUGACUACAUGUGUAAAAACAAAACCAAAAACAUCCCAAAAAAUCCAAACAAGUCUUGGAUCAAUUCUCUUUAAUUUGAUUGUAGAUCACAAGACCACAGAUUAGUCUGCAGAAACGUCCUGCUUAUAUACAUGUAGCAAUAGUAAGCUGUUCAGUUACGUGAGAGACAACAACUUGGAAUCAGGAGUUGGUUUACUAAAUUUCAGACUGCAGAUGACAAGACUCUGGAAUAAACAUUCUAGAUUUCUAGUGAAAACAUCAGCCCUUCAGCAACUUUGUGGCUUUGUGAUAAUGCUUUUUUUUAAUUGUUUGAACAAGAGUAAACGAUGUUCUUUCAAUGUGAUGUGUGUCUCGGUAUCAAAGUGCCAACAGUGUCAAACUUCUGUAUAUAUAAAUUGGAGUUCAGUUGGUGAAGUUACUUUUAAGAAUGAAUGUGUAAUGAUUUUGUAAAGUGUUUUUUGCCUUCUAUUAAGGAAUCCUUUUGACUCAAAUAUGUUUCCAUGUAAUGUGUAUAAAUUAUGCUUCUAUCAACAGAGUUGUAUUUUCCACUUUUCUGCUAGUAAAACUCGUAUUGAAAUCAAGAGCAUGUCUGAGAAGCUGUAAAUUCAUAUGUCCUGUAUAAUGUCAUCAGGUAUCUUGAUUCUUUAAGUGCUUCAGGUUUGUGACUGAAUUUUUAGCCAUAAAUAAAGAGUUAUUACUGAUGUAAGCAGAUGCAAUUGAAGUGACCCCAACAUUCUGUCUCUGUAGAUGAAGUGUUGUUUUUAAUUUGUUACGGUCCUUUUGUGCAUGAAAUUGGAAACUGUCUUCUGAUUAGAAACAGCAUAAAAGUAAGGAAUUACUCUGAAUAGUCAUGGGUUUAUUUUGCUCAAUUGUUUGUAGGAUCAGGUUUUGUUAUUGUUUACUGCUGAAAGGAGUUUAUGACCAUAUCUUUCACUGUAGGGGUGAAUUGAAUUUUUGAUGUGAAAAAUAGAGAACGUUUUAAUGAUUUUUU
Colius striatus (speckled mousebird) is the source of this 5258-nucleotide messenger RNA. It is a transcript of the gene NUP35, whose product is annotated as nucleoporin 35. NCBI's taxonomy places the organism in Eukaryota, Metazoa, Chordata, Aves, Coliiformes, Coliidae. The coding region runs from base 117 to 1097 and encodes 326 amino acids. Gene Ontology annotation, molecular function: single-stranded DNA binding; structural constituent of nuclear pore; phospholipid binding. Gene Ontology annotation, cellular component: nuclear pore central transport channel; nuclear pore nuclear basket; nuclear membrane. The record is from RefSeq and is a predicted model, not a curated record. Gene Ontology annotation, biological process: NLS-bearing protein import into nucleus; nuclear pore organization; regulation of DNA-templated transcription. The transcript has 9 exons.